AAGAGGUCGCCGGCCCGUCAGUCAGCUGUUGCGGUACGAACGAGAGGGACGACGCAGACCGACCGACGCAAAACUAACACAACCUCCGUCGAGUGCGCACCAGACAGUCAGACAUCGCAAACGCCCCCGAUAUCUAUCAGCUCUAUCAGUCAACUUGCUACUCUUCCCAACCAGGCGCCCCAAGUCUCGUGUUUUAUUCAAUCGAAGUCUUCGAACCCCAUUAAAAUUGCGACCACGAUGGCCACCUACGCUACAUACAGACAUAUCGAGCUUGACAAAGUUGGGCACAGUAAAAAAAGAGUACGCAAUCCGCCCAGCGAUAUUUUGAACGUUAUCUGCACUCCUCCUUCAAAUCAUAUGAACGGAAGCUUUACUUCCAGAAGAUCGUUGCAUGAUAAUUCUUUUAAGAGGUUGUUUGGAACAUCAGACUCUGCUAUCACGCCAAGCAGAAAAUCAUCUCUUCCAAAAACAGAUGUAACUACGAGAAACCCAGUAACUGGUGAUGGUGUUAUCUCUUGGGAUUGCAGACCUGACAAGAAAAGUCCCCGUGUCCUCACAGGUAAAACGGUUGUAAAACAAAGAAAUCCUGUAACUGGAGAAUUUUAUACGAUUAUAAGUCCAACUACAACACCAGUUAAACAAAACGGACUUCCGACACCGAAUGGCAGCAGCACUCCCAUUUUAAAUGGUAGUGUAAUUCUCACCAAUGGCAACAAUAACAUUACCACAAAUGGCCAAGCUUAAAAUCCCAAUGUUUUCCGAAUAAAAGAUUUAAAAAAAUCUAUCAUAAAAACAAAAAAAAAAUAGAAUUCACAUAUUCCCUUAAAAUACUGAAUAAUAACAUUUAUUCAGUAUCGUAUACAUUUAUAACAUAAGAAUAGUGUUGAAGCCCAUAUAGUACUGUUAUCUUCCUCACACCUAGCAUUUCCUCCCCCGUUGCGUAAACGAGAAGUAUUACAUUGUCCUAUGGCUAGAGCCUGUUCUCUACAUAUUAACUAAAGUAGCAAUUUAUAAUAUAUACCAAGCGAAAAAUAAUAUAUAUUAUAAAUUAGGCGAUCGUCGAAAAUAAAAAAUUGUAGCGGUAAUGUUGUAUUAAAAUUUUAAAGAGAAAAAAAUAUGUCUUUGAAAAAUUGGUUUAAUACAAUGGUUAUUGGCGCGUUUUAAAAGCGAUUGAUGAAAUGUUGUUGUGUUGGAACCCUACCCGGGUACGAUGGCUGUCAGAAAGUGCACUUUUUAUUUAAAAAUGAAUUUAUAUAGAUAUAGUAUUUUAUUUUAUUGCAGAUUACUACGAUCAAAUACUAUUUGUUUUUUAAGCUUUAGGUAACUGAUAAGCGUCUGUUAAAAACAAACUAUUAUUUGCUGUAACAGUUUAUAAUUAAUAUAGCAAUACAUUUUUAUACCAAAAAUAA
Molecule: messenger RNA, 1409 nt
Organism: Onthophagus taurus
Lineage: Eukaryota; Metazoa; Arthropoda; Insecta; Coleoptera; Scarabaeidae
Source: RefSeq, a predicted model, not a curated record